CAGUAGAAGCAACGCCACAAGGCACAAGCGAUGGACGCCAAGAAGCCCUACGUCAUCGCCAUCGCCAUACAGGUGAUCUUCACCGGCAUGUUCGUCAUCUCCAAGGCGGCCUUCGACCAUGGCAUGAACACCUUCGUCUUCGUCUUCUACCGCCAGGCAGCUGCCUCUGCCCUGCUGCUCCCUCUCGCCAUCGUCCUCGAACGGAGAAACGCGCCACCGAUGUCGCUCCGGCUCUUCGCCAAGCUUUUCCUGUAUGCUCUGCUCGGGAGCACAAUAAGCUAUAACAUGUACAACUUGGGAUUCAAGUACACCUCCACGGCGGUGGCAUCGGCGAUAACCAGCUUGAACCCCGUCGCGACCUUCUUAUUCGCAGUCCUAUUCAGGCUGGAAGUAAUUCGGCUGAGGAGCUUGUCGGGCAUGGCGAAGGUGGCCGGAGUGGGGCUGUGCCUGGGCGGCGUGCUGGUGAUAGUGUUGUACGCCGGGCCGGCGAUAGGCCCCCUGAACCACCAUCACGCGUUCGGCGGCGGCGGUGGCGCCGCCGGGCCGGCGAGUGGGAGCAGUGGCGCGGGGACGAGGACGCGGUGGGUGAAGGGGACGCUCCUGAUGCUGCUGUCCAGCGCGACGUGGUCGCUCUGGGUCGUGCUGAUGGCGCCGCUGCUCAACGAGUACCCGAACAAGCUGCUCGCCACGUCGCUGCAGUGCGUGCUCAGCGCGGCGCAGUCGCUCGCGCUGGCGGCCGCGGUGGAGCGGGACCCGGCCGCGUGGAGGCUGCGGCCCGACGCCGGCCUCGUCGCCGUCGCCUACUCCGGCUUCGUCGUCACGGGAGUCUCCUACUACCUGCAGGCUUGGUGCAUCGAGAAGAAGGGCCCCGUGUUCCUGGCCAUGACCAACCCGCUCACCAUCGUCUUCACCAUCUUCUGCUCGUCGUUCUUCCUCGGCGAGAUCGUCCACCUCGGCAGCAUCGUCGGCGGGGUCCUGAUGGUGGCUGGCCUCUACAGCGUGCUCUGGGCCAAGAGCAAGGAGCACGAUACCCUCACCACUGCCACUACCAUGGACACGGUCGCCGGCGCAACACAGCAGGAAGCCGCCGAUGCAGAUAGCAACAAUGACAACAAACUCGAGCAGGGGAGAUUGGCGUCGCCAGAGCGGCGAGUAUAAGUAGCAAAAAGAAUCACUCCCUCAUAACACAUUAUAAAAUGUUUAAGAUUCUAAGUCAAUUCUUUUCAAAAUUAACUAAAUAUAUAGGAAAAAUAUAAAACAUUUGCAACAUCAAUUAGUUUAAUUAAAUUUAUCAGUAUAAUGAUUUUUGGUCAACCGUAAAAUCGGAUAUCUCAAUAUGUCAUCUUUAUCAACUAUUGGAACUAGCUCAUUUUGCCUCCCCUAAUGGAUGGACAAUGGUUUUAUCCUACAUGCCCUGAUGAAAUAAUACUUA
Oryza brachyantha (malo sina) is the source of this 1432-nucleotide messenger RNA. RefSeq names its product WAT1-related protein At5g64700-like. The coding region runs from base 31 to 1158 and encodes 375 amino acids. NCBI's taxonomy places the organism in Eukaryota, Viridiplantae, Streptophyta, Magnoliopsida, Poales, Poaceae. The record is from RefSeq and is a predicted model, not a curated record. The transcript is spliced from 4 exons. Gene Ontology annotation, cellular component: plasma membrane. Gene Ontology annotation, molecular function: transmembrane transporter activity.